Messenger RNA from Exophiala viscosa, 2718 nucleotides. RefSeq lists its product as uncharacterized. The transcript has a single exon. Lineage: Eukaryota; Fungi; Ascomycota; Eurotiomycetes; Chaetothyriales; Herpotrichiellaceae. The coding region runs from base 405 to 2417 and encodes 670 amino acids. The record is from RefSeq and is a predicted model, not a curated record.
CCUAGUUCAUGGCACUGGCCUCAUGUCGAAACAUGAAAAGAAGGAGGCCUGAAUGCCAAGGAGGUCGACCGGGAGUAAGCACUUAAACGCCGGUGAGGUGCAGACUGCCUUGACUACAAUUGUACUUCAAGGCCUCCUCUGCAUGUAACCGGUCUGUGGCGGAGAGCGUCGAAGAUAUAGCCGAUGCCUUUAUUAGCGAGAUGAUAUAUCACCUCUCCUCUCCUGCUUUACAUCAGAGGCACAGAGGGUCAUUGUUGUUGCCGCGUGAUGAUCUCCCGGGCCGCGUCAGCCUUAUCAGGUUUGAUAUGAGGGGCGAUAACAACCAGGAAAACAAGGUACCUUCAAAUAUGAUACGCAACCACUUACCAUGUUAGAACGCUUCUAGAGAAGACGUCGUGGUCGCCAUGGCUCUGUCACGACUGAGAAGCAGUCUGCACGUUUGGCUGAGCCUCCUAGGCCUGACCAUAGCUGCACAACAGAUUCCCCUCUCAUCUAGUAUUCAUGAGCAGUCAAAUCUCGACUUCACAUCCUUUGCGCCUCACAUCUUCUCCUCCCUUCGAUAUCUCUUGGAGCAAUGGCCAAACACAUAUAUACCCAAUGGCCACUCCAUCAUACCCUGUGAGAUUCCUGCCUACACAAAUCUCUACCAUGGAAGACGAGACGGACUGCUUCCCUCAAGCCCUGAAUGGUUUGCAUUCGAUGCGGAAAUGUCUUAUGGCAUCAUGGGCUCGGACCGCAAUUCGCAUCUGCUAACGUACCAGAACGUGAAGCCAGUACAAUGUCUCUACUUCGACGGUAUGUCGGCUGCGCUGAUGGGCAGUGGCCCACUCGACUCACAGAUGGUAUUCCUCUGUGGCAAUACUACCUGCUCUCUCGGUGGUGACGACCCGUGGCAUGGCAUCAUGGAUGAGUACGCUCGUGCUGGCGCACUCUGUCACUGGGUACAGCAGAAUGGACUGGGCGGUCUAGGCUGGGGGGUGGAAGGAAUUGUGAGAAUGAAUGCUGGAUUCGAGAUGAUUUGGUGCAAUUUCACCAGUCCAAACAUGCAACUGAUCAGUCACGUCAAUGUUACUGCGCCAUUACUGCCGGAUCGAACCAAACAGGAAGAGGUCCUGGGCGAGAUGGCGUCAGUCGAAGAUCCAUCCACGGCUACUGACAUGCUGGCCACACGUUCAAGCCCAUCAUCAACUUCGACCUCAGACAUUCCGACGGGGAAACCAGAUAUGCCUUCUCCACCCAACUUUCGCGGCGGCGGACUUGAACCGUUCUUGCGGUCACAGAGUUUCGAAUGGUACCGCAGCGCAUCAUGGCACAUAGGCAGCUCCGGCUCGUCCAUCGGCCGCCCUGAAGGCAGAGUCAAGCUCAACUCUUGUGGAUUCCUGACCUACUAUGAGCCAGUCCUCAAAGAUUUCCACUCUGCAUUCGUUGAGGAAGAAAGAUCCCGCCUGAAUCUCACAGCAGAUGGGACUUGGAAAGGCCCAGGCGAAGAUGGCAAUCACAGCGUCGCUUUGAAAGAGCUCGCCCUCCGCCGACGAUCGCACAACCUCGCCCAAAUGACCAAUCCCGAAUCCGACAUAAUGAGAGAUGCUGUCUUGCAUACUCUUCGCGCCUUGAACCACUCCUCCUUUCUCUGUACGGGCAUCGACUGGGUCCAGAAAGCCGUCGACGUGGCUGCCCGCUUCUCUAUACCCUUGAGUCAAACCCAGCACCUUCUGUACCACCCUCCGACCGACAGAACCAACAACACCUUGAUACAGGACUACAUUGCAGCACUCCGCUCCAAAUCACACACCAUGCUCAUGCCCUACCUGACUUACCCACUUACCGCCGCAGCACUGCCAGACAUCAACGCUCACUGCACCACAAGCCAGACAAUCGCCCUACAACGCCUCCGUGAUACCCUUCUGCCAAACGAACGCUCUCUCCUCACCACCUUUGAGACCGUCCUCUCAGCCAUCUGCAAUACAACGCUGUCACUGGCUUUUGACGUCGAACAGGCUUGGCAAACAUACUACCAGCCCAACAUCUCCACGCCAAUCCCAGACGACAUCCUGGACACCCUUGUCAGGGACCACAGUGCUUCCAUUUCCCUCCUUCGCGCCUGGCUCGGCUGGUUCCCGGAUGACAUGCAAUGUGACAGCGUCUGUGCCGUGGACGAAUUCUGCUUCAUCCCCAUAUGGCCACUCAUGUUCCUUGAACCGAGAGGAAGAGGUGGUCCUGGCCGUGGACCUGGCGGUGGUGGGCCACCCGGCGGAGGUGACGAUGGUAGAGGACCGCCUGGACACGGCCCGCCUGGAAGAGGACGAGGUCCAGGAAGAGGGCCACCAGGCAGGGGAGGAGGCCCACCGGGAGGUGAUCCAUGGGAAGAUAUGGAAUCCGAAAUCUGGAGACCUAGGUGCAUAAAGGUUUUGGAUUGAUCUCAGAUCUGCUAUAUUAUAUAUGCUGUUACUCCCGAGCAGCUCGAGGCGAGGCUGGUCCAGAGCCAAUCAUAUGUCGCGACAUAUAUCCGGUCCAACCUAUCAUAUCUUUCCUUGUUAUCAAGUACAAGUGUCAUCCACCUGUCGGCUACGAGCGUACUCUACACCCUGAACAAAGACCAUUCGUCCGCCUAGACGUCCUUCAUUCUAUGACGGAUUGACUGCCGUCGGGGCAAGGAAUUCGCAUUUCCGCUGUACUCCGUACUGACACGCAGCAAUGCAGGUUUCCUUGCGGGGUUGC